Ruditapes philippinarum (Manila clam) is the source of this 804-nucleotide messenger RNA. RefSeq names its product brorin-like. Gene Ontology annotation, biological process: negative regulation of BMP signaling pathway. Gene Ontology annotation, cellular component: AMPA glutamate receptor complex. NCBI's taxonomy places the organism in Eukaryota, Metazoa, Mollusca, Bivalvia, Venerida, Veneridae. The record is from RefSeq and is a predicted model, not a curated record. The coding region runs from base 125 to 772 and encodes 215 amino acids. The transcript is spliced from 3 exons.
GUAUGAAUAUAUAUAAAAACGAGGCCAUGCUGUGUAAAGGGUGGAAAUGCCGGUCGAUAUUUUGCCGUGCUAGCAACGGUGGAAUUCGCUUAAUUGAAACAGCUUGUUUGAAAGACUACAUUUUAUGAAUAUUGUGAAAAUAACGAUGUCUUGGACAUUAAUCUUUAAAGUCACGUGUGCUUUAAUCUGUGUUCUUUGUUUCUCACCAACUUACGUCCGUGCCAAGGAUUACACCGGAAUUAAAAGGUUUCUGCAUGGCUGCCCGUUUGCAUUUCCAUGCCCUCCACCACCGUGCGACAAUCCAGUCUAUGGUCCCCAUGACUGCUGCGGAUCAUGUCCGGAGCCGACGACAGCGGAACCGAUGACCUUAAAAGUGCGAGAGGAAAAGGCAGUACACCCGCAAGUUAAUCCUGCAAAAAAGACAAGACGUGGACACUUUUUCAAAAAGAUGACGUCAGAAAUAACGUCACAUGAAUUACGUAACCGACAAUUUACAACUACGACAUAUCCUACAACAUCAGAAUGCCCAUACCCGUGCGUUCACCAUGGCUAUCAUUACUGCUAUCCGUUACCAUGUUAUAUCCCUUGUGUCGAUGGUGUUAAAGGUCCGAGAGAUUGUUGUUACCAAUGCCCUAAUGGUCCCAACUGUAUGCACGAUGACAAAAUAAUACCUGAAGGAAAGAACGUGACCCUACCAUCUGGAGAUGUUGCAUACUGUUCAAACGGUGGUUUAUAUGGUGGCAGCGUACACGUUUAUCCCGUUCUUGGAUGAAAUAACAUUCUGAAAUAAAGUAUAUUCAUAUA